Molecule: messenger RNA, 396 nt
Organism: Alternaria rosae
Lineage: Eukaryota; Fungi; Ascomycota; Dothideomycetes; Pleosporales; Pleosporaceae
Product: fungal hydrophobin-domain-containing protein
Exons: 2
Coding region: 91-396 (101 amino acids)
Cellular component (GO): extracellular region
Source: RefSeq, a predicted model, not a curated record
CAUUCAACUCACAUCAACAACUCUACAACACCACUUCCAAACAACACUUCUUUCUUCCACAAGAACCAACCAAUCCAACCAACCUUCAAAAUGCAGUUCACCAUCACCGCCGUUCUCGCUUUCGCCGCUACCGCUGCCUUCGCUGCUCCCCUUGAGGAGCGCCAGGUUGGCCUCUGCUCUUCCGGCAACCCCGUCUGCUGCGCUACCGAUGUCCUAAACCUCGCCAACUUGGACUGCGCUCCUCCUACCACCUCCCCCACCAGCAUCAACCAGUUCAUUGACGGAUGCGCUGCGGCUGGCCAGCAGGCCAAGUGCUGCCUUGUCCCUAUCCUCGGCCAGGCUCUCCUCUGCUCCGACGUCAACCCGACUGCUGAGGCCCCCGCUGCCUCCGCAUAA